Galendromus occidentalis (western predatory mite) is the source of this 2106-nucleotide messenger RNA. RefSeq names its product sodium-dependent glucose transporter 1A. Gene Ontology annotation, biological process: transmembrane transport. The transcript has 6 exons. The coding region runs from base 232 to 1668 and encodes 478 amino acids. Lineage: Eukaryota; Metazoa; Arthropoda; Arachnida; Mesostigmata; Phytoseiidae. Gene Ontology annotation, molecular function: D-glucose transmembrane transporter activity. The record is from RefSeq and is a predicted model, not a curated record.
CUCACAGAGCAAGCGAUCCCUCAGUACAGCACGGACAUCAUGUCCUCCUGACUUUCCGCUAGAAAUCGAGCUUUCGAUUUUCAGUGAGAGAGAACCAGCGUUUCGGAGCAUCAUCAAUUCUUCGGUUCGGGGUCGAUCCUUGGGUUCGACUGACUGUACUGAGUCGCGGCUCUUUUCUUCCGAUUGCCUCUCUAUUUCUUUCGUUGCUGUGUCCUAAGUGAAGUGCUCACCAUGGUGAAUGCCGUAGAAACGAAAGUCCUGCCGGAAAAGCAGGAGAAAUCGAAGCUCGUCAAAUUCGGACAGACCAUCAACUUGAAUCUGGGAUGUCUGGGCAUGGGUCUCAUGACUUCCGUAAUCGGAGUCACUCUUCUAGAUUUGGCAGAAAUCUACGGCACCACCACCAGAGAUGCCUCGCACAUCAUCACAUUCAGAGGCUGUGGAGCUCUGAUGGGAUCCCUAUUCGGUGGGAUGCUCCUGGAUAGGUUCAAUACCCAGAUUCUGAUCACGUCAGCUCUGCUCAUAGCCUCGAUAGCCUCGAGUCUGAUUCCCAUCUGUCCCACAUUGCCCAUGGCCUACGCCGCGACUUUCGUUUACGGUCUCACAGUCGGAAUCUUCGACACCGGUGCCAAUAUUUGGAUUAUUAAUUUAUGGGGCAAGAAAAACGGGCCGAUGCUGCAGAUAUACCAUUUCGCCUUCGGAAUCGGUGGUCUGCUGUCGCCGAUCGUCGCAGAGCCUUUCCUCAGCCUUCACCACAAGAGCACCGGAGACGCCAUCAGCCACUCUCAUUCCGUGCGCUCGAUCGAUGUCUUCGAUGAGACAUCUAUACCGUUCUACAACGGUACCCGACCUAUUGCAACCAUCCUCAGGCCUUCCCGCAUCGACAUUCCUUACGGAAUAAUCGCCUCGGUCCACUUCCUCCUCUUCAUUUCUAUGUUUGUGUUCUACUGGAUCGACUCUUCCGACACGAAACCACCCCCGGCCGUUCAGAACGAGGGCGUCACUGCGGGCAAAUGCAAAAGAUACACCUUGUUGAUGUGCCUGUCCUUCUAUCUGAUGAUCUACGUUGCUCUUGAAAGCUGCCUGGGGCAGAUGUUGUCCGCAUUUGCCGUGAAGAGCAAGUUGCAAUUUACCAAAUCGCAAGCUUCCUAUCUGAGCUCUUUGUUCUGGACAACAUUCACGAUGUCCAGAGUGUUCUCAGCGUUUUGGGCGUUGAAAUCAACGCCGAAAUGCAUGAUGUUCACCGAGCACACGAUGUCGCUGUUUGCUUUCGGAAUGUUCCUAUGGUUCGGCGAAACCAACAAAACCAUGGUUUGGGCCUGCGCUGCCAUGGUCGGAAUCGGAGCCGCCGGAAUGUACGCCACAGUCAUCACAUGGACGGUCGAAUUCAUGCCACUGACGAACAAAAUGAUGUCCAUCUCGACAAUAUUCUCCGGCUCAGGGGGAAUGGCGCCUCCCUUCAUUGUCGGGCGGGACAUCGACGAAAAUCCCAUGAUUUUGAUGUACGCCUGUACUGGCCUCUGCGUUCUUCUCACCAUAAUCAUGGGCAUGAUGUGGGUGAUCACGAGCACAAUGACCCCUCGAAAAUCGAUGGUCAUAAACGCUGCGGAACUCGACUACGUCGAAGACGCCGAGAAAGGAGCCAAAGCUGUCGUCGUUGCUAAGAUGUAAAGAAAUGCUGUACCUAAAUUAGAAAUGCUUCUAUUGUCCAAUGGUCCUGCGCCUGAAUGUCUGAGAGAUUAUUCAUAGUGGUCUGGAACGAUAAUAAUUGUAUGACUCGUCGCACACGUACGAAGGAGGAUGAUCGAGUGCGGGUGAACGUACUCGACGGAAGAACUUCGUCUGUGACGCUUCCGGGCCCGAUUGCCGUUGCUUUAGCUGGAGUCCUAGUUCAAAAGCGAGGAAUCCGCGGCGCAUCGCGGAUAGAACUGUACGGCAGAGCCGAUAUUGAUAUCAUCAUUCUGGAGCUUACGACAAAGCUAAUUUACCAACUGUUGAUUCUGUUCAUACAUAUAGUAUAUCAACAAUCAGUCAGGGUUUCUGUUAAUACCACGACCAGUGUACAGUUCUUAUAUAUACGUGUAAUAAAUACCCCGAACCCUGCCUGAU